Molecule: messenger RNA, 344 nt
Organism: Glossina fuscipes
Lineage: Eukaryota; Metazoa; Arthropoda; Insecta; Diptera; Glossinidae
Gene: Tim8
Product: mitochondrial import inner membrane translocase subunit Tim8
Exons: 2
Coding region: 63-335 (90 amino acids)
Source: RefSeq, a predicted model, not a curated record
UAGCUUACGGCUAGAAUUAAAUUAAAUUACAAAUAAUUUGGUUGCCGUGUUAAAUUUUAAGAAUGUCUGAUUUCGACUCUACAUCUUCGUCUAUAAAUGGUGAUAAAGAACUGCAAGAAUUUUUAAUGAUUGAAAAACAAAAAGCUCAGGUCAAUGCCCAGAUACACGAAUUCAAUGAGAUAUGCUGGGAUAAAUGCAUUGGUAAGCCCGGCUCCAAAUUGGAUAGUUCAACUGAAACUUGCUUAACCAACUGUGUAGAUCGUUUUAUUGACACAUCCUUGCUGAUAACGCAACGUUUCGCUCAUAUGCUACAGAAACGAUCAAGUGGCAUGUAAAUAAUAACG